UCGUUCACCGUUCGUAGUAGUGAGUUUUCACGUACCGAAGAAAGACGCACGAUCGGUGUGCCGGUCGCAACAAGACACGCGUGUACGUCAGGCUAGGUGCGAUCGCGUGUUUUGUGCGUGCGUGUGUGUGCUUGUUAAAAUUAAAUUUUCAUCCACGCCAACCAAGAAAUUCCAGUCCCUCGUACAGGUCACAACAUACACACGCGUUCCGAAAUCGCGCUUUAAGACAAACGCGUCCAACCAGUCCAGGGUGGCAAGUGAAUGGGAACAAAUAGCUGUUGAUUCGACGAUCGACUGUUGACAGAGUAUCCUAAUUGGAAAACCUGAUUCCAACCGCCCACACAGCCCAAAACAACACAACACGGAAACAGCGAGCCAAACGGAAACACACUGUGCACAAUUUCCGGUUAAAUAUAAAGCUCUCGCGCGCGUACGAUCGAUCGGUACGAAAUUUGCUGUGUCAAUGGCAUCGAGGCAGAAUGUGGCAUAAAAUUAAGGUACACAUCCGGUGACAGCAUUACGCACUCACGCCAACGCACAGCUUCCCACCCACCGCCACACCACAAUGGUUAUUUUCCGGUCAGUUUAUUUGUGUGCGAAACAAUUGUAGGCUGUAGGCCCGUGCCUGCCUAUAGCCCUGUUGGAGGUGGUGACACAAAUCCGGCGAAACAGUGUACGGUGUGUUUUUGUGCCUUUUUUUCUGCUGUCUUCACCCGGACACUCCCCCCCCCCCCAACAACCACUGGGGAUGAGUGUAAAACAAUUAAAUUUUCAUGCUGGUGAGAUGGCGGUGGCUGCUGUGAUGUGAAAAUCGGCUCCGGAUUCGGCGUGUGGUUUGAUGGCAGCAGUGGAAAACAACGGUGUGAAAAUGGUUGCACACUUUGGCAGAAAUUAAAACGAGAAAAUCCAAACCGAAACUGAGUGUGUGUGUGUGUAUGUGUGUGGUGCGAAAAGGCGCGGCGAAUAAAAUCACCAAACACCAAACAAAGUCAGCAAAAGCCAGGGGCGCCCCUGCAGUGUUGGGGAAAACAGUUGCUCUAGCGCGAGGAAAAUCAACAUUCGUAGCGCAUAUAAACACGCAACAGCAGCAGCAGGAAAAUGAAAACGAAUUUCCUCUCGCUACGCCUCGAUUCACCGUGACGCUCGUGGCAGUGGUUGGCAAGUGGUGGGGUGCGAACUUUUCCGGAAAAGAUUCCGACGCUCAUGUAUUGUCACCGUUAAAGGGCAUGUGUGUGUGCUUGUGCGUGCCUUUGUUUACCGGGUAGAGGUUAAUGCAUUUAAUGCUUCAUUAAACAACAACUGAUUGCUCUGUGCGUUCUGUUGCAAAGCCACAAACCUGUUUAUUGGAACGAAUAGAGGGCGCCCAUCGUCCAAACCGUGUUCCUGGCCGCCGGAAAUCAAACCAACCAAACCACCGAAAGGGUGUACCACCUGACAAUUACCUCAAACAGCGUGCCAAUUGUUCCACGUUUGAGUGUGUGUUUGUGGGAGGAUUAGUUCAUCAUGACCACCAGAGGUAUUAGACGGAAAAAAUCGUACUUGGCGGAGAUCAAGGUGGCCGUCAUCGGUGCACCAUGCGUUGGGAAGAGUGCCUUAACUGUGCGAUUCCUCACCAAACGCUACAUUGGAGAAUACGACCAUCAGGCAGAGAAUCGACACAAAUACGAAAUCAUGGUGGACGGUGAGGCGGUGCUGUGUGAAAUUUGGGAUACAUGUCCAAAGAUUGAAGAAAAUGCUGAAGCAAUCUCCCUAACAGCCGGGUCCGAGACAGUUCAGUGGGCGGAUGGGUUGCUGCUCGUUUACUCCAUUACCGAUCGCGACUCGUUUAACUUUAUACGAAAGGCGAAGGAAGAGCUGGCCGGUGAUAUGCCCGUCGCACUGGUUGGCAACAAAGUUGACAUGGUGCACCUUCGGCAGGUCAGCACGGACGAGGGUGAAAUUUUGGCGAAAGACUUUGAGUGCAAGUUCUUCGAAAUUUCGGCCGCCGAACAUGUGUACCAGGUGGCGGAAGCAUUCCUUGAGCUGUGCCGUGAGGUGCUCACGGGAAAGCGAAAAUCGAAGCAGAGCUUCAUCGACAAAAUAGAUCGCAUGCUGAGCGGUUCUCGGACGUAUAAUCGAGGGAAGAGCGAUAGCAUUUCGCCCAAGGAGUGACGUACAAUCGGGUUGUGAUAGGAGAGGAUGAGGAAACAUAACGAACACUUGAAUGUUUGAUGGGUGUUGUUAUGACUCGGCUAACAAAAAGGUUGCUUUCAGGCAGAUUGAAAAAGAAGCUCUAUAACAAAAUGCGUCAAGUAUUUAAGCAUUCUUGUACAAUGUUUUAAUACAACAUCAAACUGGUCGAAAGUAAUAAACUUAACAUAAGGUGAAAUAAAAACCACUCUCAAUUCAUUUAAGUAUUAUUUUCCUUUUCUAAUAUCCACCCUACAACACUAUUGAACACAGUAGGCGUUGACUUGUGGAGAGAAACGCGUUCCGAAAAAAAUCUAAACUCGAUGGAGACGCCUGGUAGCUUGUGACGAGUUCGAUUGAGCCGCCAGGUGCUUUACGGCAACCGACAGCUCCGACUCCGGUAGAAAAAGUCUUUCCGGUCGAAUUGCUUCGAAAAGAUUUGGCAAGACAGCAAGCGCCGUAGCCAACACACCCGAAACGAAUAAAAUAAAGAGCUAUCAAAAGGAAACCACGAUUUAUCAAUCGAAUGGACACAUACUCGACCUGCCGAAGUGGAAACGCGUCACGCAUUGACCUGAAAAUAUAUUUUCAAUAUGCUUCCCCCGUGCCCCGCAAAAAUCGCCAGCGAGCGCGUGCUUUAAAGUGAUAUUCACGUAGCCUAUUACGGAGUUUGCACACAGACAAUAAAAUGCAAUUGAAGCGUUAAAAAACCGGCUCCCACUCACCCCACCUUACGGCAACGAGAGUGUGCGGUUAUUGGUGGUGGUUUGGUGGAAAUAAAAAUAAUCACAAUAAACACAGACACACACACCGUUUGCAGUACGCUCAUCAAUACGAUGAAGUGUGCCCGGGACCGGUUUGACGGCCGAAGCAAUUUUGGCGCUUGCCAAAUGGGAUUCUAGGAUUGAAAUUUUCCACUUCUAAUGGAGUGAAAAUAUUGAAUAAUUUAUGGACUGCGACUCACAACAAAAUAAAUUGCGUGUCGUAUCAGAUUGAAAUGGCCGGGGCUGCAGCAAAAACCCCACAACCACGACACGGUCCCCGUUUUGGCAAAAGACAGUCGGAAAGGCAAAACACAGCCUUGGAAAUUGAUAGCUUUGCUGAUCGUGUGCUACGGUGGCUUUUUGCGGCAGUGUGGGUAUGGUUUUAACGUUAUAUUAUGCAUAACCAGAAUGUGAAAAUUAUACCACAGCAAUAAUAAAAUAAACUCGAUCCUCCGAAUCCGGUACAAGUAUCAGGUAGGUUUCAACGGGGAUGUGUGUGCUAGUGGCUAUGUGUCUGUCAUGUUGAAAUUGGUUGCAUCUUAAAUAUUUUAUUUCACCUUUUUAUGCUAUGCUAUUCCGCAUAAGUUGUACCAGAUUUUCAGUUUACCUCAGUUUGAGCAUACGGCAAAUAAUUUUUAUUCACUGCAAAAUACGCCCCGAAAAUCAGAACUAUAGUUACACAAAAAAUUGAUGCAAAAAAUAUUUAAAAAAUCGUUAAAUAUAACGUUCACUAGGUAUUUUUAAAUUAAACUUUAAAUAAAAUUAAAUAAAUUUAAAAAAAAUGUAAAAACGUUAUAUAAGUAACGGCGCGUUAUAUUAGUGAAAUUCAUUUGCCGCAAAUAAAAUUGCUUGUACAGAACUGAAGCAUAGUUCUAAUUUGAUUUUUGUUUCAAUAAAAUAAAACUUUUAUCCCUUAA
This is a messenger RNA of Anopheles stephensi (Asian malaria mosquito), 3850 nucleotides long. Its product is annotated as ras-like protein family member 11B. NCBI's taxonomy places the organism in Eukaryota, Metazoa, Arthropoda, Insecta, Diptera, Culicidae. The coding region runs from base 1504 to 2151 and encodes 215 amino acids. Gene Ontology annotation, molecular function: GTP binding; GTPase activity. The transcript is spliced from 4 exons. The record is from RefSeq and is a predicted model, not a curated record.